Messenger RNA from Solanum verrucosum, 1248 nucleotides. RefSeq names its product auxin-induced protein PCNT115-like. The record is from RefSeq and is a predicted model, not a curated record. The coding region runs from base 1 to 1065 and encodes 354 amino acids. Gene Ontology annotation, cellular component: cytoplasm. The transcript has 5 exons. NCBI's taxonomy places the organism in Eukaryota, Viridiplantae, Streptophyta, Magnoliopsida, Solanales, Solanaceae.
AUGGAGAAAAAGGGAACAAAAAUGAGAAAAAUCAAAUUGGGCUCAGUUGGGCUUGAAGUAUCUGCUCAAGGGCUUGGUUGUAUGGGUAUGUCCGCUAAUUUUUAUGGGCUACCCAAACCCGAACCCGAAAUGAUCAAAGUGAUCCACCAUGCCAUUAACUCCGGCGUCACCCUUCUUGAUACUGCCGAUAUCUAUGGACCCAACACUAAUGAAAUACUCAUCGGCAAGGCUUUGAAGGGAGGGAUGAGAGAGCGAGUUGUGUUAGCAACAAAAUUUGGUGUUGUUUUAGCAUCAGAUGAUAAGAGAGCAGAGGGAAACAGAGAAGUGCAUGGUGAUCCAGCCUAUGUGAGGGCAGCGUGCGAGGCUAGCUUAAAGCGACUUGAUGUUGACUGCAUAGACUUGUACUAUCAGCACCGAAUUGAUACGCGUGUGCCCAUUGAAAUCACGAUUCGAGAACUUAAGAAACUGGUAGAAGAGGGUAAAAUAAAGCACAUAGGUUUAUCUGAAGCAUCAGCGUCAACAAUUAGAAGGGCGCAUGCAGUUCAUCCAAUAACAGCAGUCGAGUUAGAAUGGUCUCUGUGGUCGAGAGACGUGGAGGAAGAAAUAGUUCCUACCUGCAGGGAACUUGGAAUUGGAAUUGUGGCUUACAGUCCACUAGGACGGGGCUUUUUGUCAUCAGGUCCGAAGCUGCUUGAGGAUAUGGAAAAUGAAGACUACCGAAAGCAUCUACCAAGGUUCCAGGCUGAGAAUCUUGAGCAGAACAAAAUCUUGUACGAGCGGAUUUGUGAAAUGGCUGCAAAGAAGGGAUGUACCCCUUCUCAACUGGCGUUGGCCUGGGUACAUCACCAAGGAAACGACGUGUGUCCCAUCCCAGGCACCACUAAGAUUGAAAAUUUCAACCAGAACAUUGAAGCUUUGUCCAUAAAGUUAACAUCAGAAGAUAUGGAAGAGCUUGAAUCCAUUGUUUCAGCUAAUGCAGUCCAGGGUGAUCGGUAUAUUCCUGGUAUGAGUACUCAUAAGAAUUCAGAAACUCCGCCCCUUUCAUCGUGGAAGGCUACAGAAUGAUGCAAUCGCUUAACUAGUGUCUCAGAGUAUGUAAUUAGUGUGUGUGUGUGUGUGUUAAGUCGAGCUAAGUUUUUUCUGUAUUUUGCGCGCUGUAAUAUAGAGUAUAUUUUUCGAUUUCAGUCUAUCGUGCUACUUACGAUGUUAUAAUGGUAUAAACAAUAAACUUGUGACUCUCUUUUACAA